This is a messenger RNA of Aspergillus nomiae NRRL 13137, 1386 nucleotides long. RefSeq names its product amino acid transporter. Gene Ontology annotation, molecular function: amino acid transmembrane transporter activity. The record is from RefSeq and is a predicted model, not a curated record. Gene Ontology annotation, cellular component: vacuolar membrane. Lineage: Eukaryota; Fungi; Ascomycota; Eurotiomycetes; Eurotiales; Aspergillaceae. The transcript is spliced from 10 exons. The coding region runs from base 1 to 1386 and encodes 461 amino acids. Gene Ontology annotation, biological process: amino acid transmembrane transport.
AUGGCUCCCUCACCGGAUCAUCAUGGAAGCAAUGUACUGAGUGACACGAGUCAGGACGCAGAAUAUGAUGUCAGCUUCAAGGAUACGGAAAAGCAGCAAGAGGAGAAAGCUCGUCCGGAAUAUCAGGACACCUUUGGUGAUGAAGAAUACGCCGAGGUGAAGUACAAGGUGCUGAGCUGGUGGCAAUGUGGUUUUCUGAUGGUCGCGGAAACGGUCUCGCUGGGGAUUCUCUCGUUACCCGCCGUGGUUGCUGCCUUAGGCCUUGUCCCUGCUAUUAUUCUUCUGCUCGGCCUUGGCCUUCUGGCGACUUAUACUGGCUAUACCAUUGGGCAGUUCAGAUGGCGCUAUCCUCACAUUCAAAGCAUGGCCGAUGCCGGCGAGGUCCUGCUCGGCAAAUUCGGCCGCGAGUUCCUGGGGACUGGUCAACUUCUGCUUAUCAUUUUCAUCAUGGCUAGUCACAUCCUUACCUUUACGGUGGCCAUGAAUUCCAUCACCGACCACGGAACCUGCUCCAUUGUCUUUGGUGUUGUGGGACUAGUCAUCUCAUAUGUCUUAUGUUUACCGCGCACAUCGGCCAAGGUGUCGUAUCUCUCUAUUGCUUCUUUCAUCAGUGUCUUUAGCGCCGUAAUGAUUGUCAUGAUUGCGCUUGGCAUCCAACGCCCGUGGCACGGUGGGGUCCAGGCGACGGUCGACACCAGCCUGUACAAGGCAUUCCUUGCUGUGUGCAACAUUGUAUUUUCUUUCUCGGGUCAUGUUGCCUUUUUUGGAUUUAUGUCCGAGCUCAAGGAUCCGAAAGAUUACCCCAAGUCUCUGUUUCUUCUUCAGGGCAUUGAUGUCAUUCUCUACAUUGUCACCGCUGUCGUGAUUUACUACUACGCUGGCCAGGACGUCACUUCCCCGGCGUUAGGAUCUGCUAGUCCUGUGGUGCGCAAGGUGGCUUACGGCAUUGCGCUUCCUACUAUUAUCAUUGGUGGCGUUGUCAACGGCCACGUCGCGUGCAAGUACGUCUACGUCCGUCUGUUCCGUGGCAGCGACCGCAUGCACAAGAAGGAUCUAGUGGCCACUGGCUCUUGGAUCGUCCUUAUGUUGCUUCUGUGGAUCGUGGCAUGGGUCAUCGCGGAGGCGAUUCCGGUCUUCAACAACCUUCUGAGCUUAGUUGCCUCUCUCUUCGCAAGCUGGUUCACCUACGGCCUCAGCGCCACGUUCUGGCUCUACCUCAACAAGGGCCGACUCUUCGCGACGCCCAUGAAAAUCUUCCUCACCAUCCUCAAUGUCCUUAUAUUCGCAAUUGCAGGAUGCAUCUGUGGUCUCGGCCUGUACGUGUCAGGCAAAGCAUUGCACGAUGACCCCAGUAGCGCUAGUUUCUCGUGUGCAAAUAACGCUUGA